AUGCUGAAGGUGCAGAACAUUAAACUCCGCAAGACAGCACAAGUGUUUCACAGUCUUGGGUUUUUCUGGGCACAUGAAACCGGCAUGUUCGAUCUUGAAAUCGAGAAAGACUGUGGGGUUCCUGCAUCGGACCCCUCUGCAACUAAGGACGAACUUGGCGAAGACUGGAGAAUGUGGGCCGCGAGAGAGACCCAGCUCCUGGCCUUGCUUGGUGAGCACGUCUCUAACAAGAGUGUGGUUGUUGAGAUGAUCUUUGCUGUUGCCAUUUCUAUAUCGAUCUGCCUAACACAACUCAAGACCAUUAUGUUCUUGACGCCCAGCUUUCAGACUGCACAAGCACUCCCUCCCAACGACACACAUCACACUGCCUACCAGUACCUGCAAGCGAUGCCGUAUUCAGCGCUCACGACGCCGUGA
This is a messenger RNA of Cladophialophora yegresii CBS 114405, 417 nucleotides long. RefSeq lists its product as uncharacterized. The transcript has a single exon. Bases 1 to 417 code for a protein of 138 amino acids. The record is from RefSeq and is a predicted model, not a curated record. Lineage: Eukaryota; Fungi; Ascomycota; Eurotiomycetes; Chaetothyriales; Herpotrichiellaceae.